This is a messenger RNA of Fopius arisanus, 1589 nucleotides long. RefSeq names its product lanC-like protein 2. The coding region runs from base 256 to 1470 and encodes 404 amino acids. Gene Ontology annotation, biological process: carbohydrate metabolic process; peptide modification. Gene Ontology annotation, cellular component: plasma membrane. Lineage: Eukaryota; Metazoa; Arthropoda; Insecta; Hymenoptera; Braconidae. The record is from RefSeq and is a predicted model, not a curated record. The transcript has 11 exons.
UUCGUGGAAUAUUUUUGAAUGCGAAUUUUUGGAUUUUUGGCGGGAAUUCUUGAAUUUUUAGGUUUUUUUUAUUUCAUUUGAGUCGUUUAGUCAUCAGUCUGACUGCAGCUGUUACAGGUUUUCGUCGAUAGUCUCAAAAAAAGGAGUUGGAAAUCAAAGUUUGUGGCGACGAUUCAGGUAGUGCGUAUCAACUCCAGGAUUUUCCAAAAAUUCAGGGGAGCCAGACGAGAUUGGGGACGAAAUUUUCGAAGGAAAAUGGCGGAAGAUAUCUCCAGACAUUAUGCGAAUCGUUUUCCGGAUUUUACGAAUGAAAAUUCAAGAGAUGUUGUCAAUACUGGGAACAAUUCACUGAGCGAAAAUUUCGAGGCAGUCCUCGAGCAGCAUAUCCACGACUUCAUUCACAGAAUGAAUAUGAAAGAGCAAGAAUGGAUUAACAGAAAUGAUUCCUCGGUUUACACCGGCAUCUCUGGAAUUGCCUACCUAUUUUUUGUGUAUGGCGAACGAUUCAACGAGCCCACAUACAUCGACAAAGCGGUGGAAUUAAUCGAGGGUGCAGGAGGAAAUAAAAAUGACAAGAAAUCGAUAACAUUUUUGACUGGGGAGGCAGGAAGACUAGCCGUGGGAGCACUGAUCCAUCAUUCCGUGGGAAAUGACGAGAAAUCCACCGAGAUAAUCACAAGAUUGAAAUCACUGUAUGAUUUUUCGGCGAUGUAUUAUUACGAUGAACUUCUUUAUGGGAGAGCUGGGUAUCUCUACAGUCUUCUGUUCGUGAAUAAAAAUAUUUCCGAGGGUUUGAUCGACGAAGAUCUGAUAAAAAAGGUAAUAAACUGCAUCCUGACGACCGGAAAGAACUACUCAGCAUCUCGUCGUCUGAAAAUUCCAUUGAUGUACAGCUGGCACGAGAAAGAAUAUCUGGGUGGUGCCCAUGGAAUCGCAGGAAUUCUCUACGUUCUUCUUCAGGCACGUGAAUAUUUGACUGACGCUCAACUGAACGACGAAAUUAAACCCUCGAUCGAUUAUCUGAUAACUCUGAGGUUUUCAUCGGGAAAUUUUCCCUCAUCCAUCGGAAAUAAAGCGGAUAGACUGGUUCACUGGUGCCAUGGAGCCCCUUCCAUGACAAUGCUCUUCACCCUUGCAUUCGAAAUUUUUAAGGAAGAAAAAUACCUGAACGUCGCUAAAAGCUGUGGGGAAAUAAUCUGGGAACGUGGAUUAUUAAAAAAAGGUUGUGGAAUCUGUCACGGCACAGCCGGCAAUGCCUACACAUUCCUGAAUCUCUACCAGCAGACACAAGACAUUAAAUAUUUGUAUCAAGCAGCAACAUUCGCUGAGUGGUGUUUCAGUUACGAGAAGUACCAGAAUCGCAUUCCAGAUCGUCCAUUCUCCCUUUUCGAAGGACUCGCGGGCAUUAUUUAUUUUUUGAUCGACCUCGCAACUCCAUCCACUGGAAAAUUCCCCGGGUACACGCUCUAAAACCCCCGACAAUCCAAAUAUUAAAGAAAUUAUUUUAUAAAAAUAUAUUUUUCUCUCAUCAAUUAUCAAAUAAUAAAACAAAGUAGUCAUACCGAUGAGCUACCGAAUUCCCGAAUGAA